AAUCAAGACUGUCACACUGUUUUCGUUACCCUCAAAGAUGUGGUUUUGGGGAAGGAAAGGAGCAUCUGGAUUCUCGUCUCGUUCCACUGCAGAAGAAGUCACACAUGGAGUUGAAGGAGCUGGCCUCACUGCCAUUGUCACUGGAGCAUCAAGUGGUAUAGGAAUAGAGACAGCGCGUGUUCUAGCACUGCGUGGUGUGCACGUGGUUAUGGCAGUGAGGAACACUGCCUCUGGUGCUAAAGUUAAGCAAGAUAUCCUCAAUCAAGUCCCUGGUGCUAAACUCCAUGUCAUGGAGUUAGAUCUCAGCUCAAUGGAAUCUGUCAGGCGAUUUGCAGCUGACUACAAAUCUACCCGUCUUCCACUCAACAUCUUGAUAAACAACGCUGGGGUAAUGGCGUGUCCUUUCAUGCUCUCUAAGGACAACAUCGAGCUGCAAUUCGCGACCAACCAUUUAGGUCAUUUUCUGUUGACGAAGCUGCUACUAGAUACAAUGAAGAACACAUCACGUGAAAGCAAACGAGAAGGAAGGAUUGUUAAUCUAUCAUCAGAAGCUCAUCGGUUCUCCUAUCCAGAAGGAGUCCGGUUUGAUAAGAUCAACGACGUAUCAAGUUACGGUAGUAUUCCAGCUUAUGGUCAGUCUAAACUAUGCAAUGUAUUACACGCAAACGAGCUUGCAAGGCAACUGAAGGAAGAUGGAGUCAAUAUAACAGUGAAUUCACUUCAUCCAGGAGCUAUUAUGACAAGUCUUUGGCGCUACUUCAAUAGUUAUCUGGCUGGAGCUGUUAGUGCAGUGGCUAGAUAUUUUAUAAAGACUGUUCCGCAGGGGGCUGCAACAACUUGCUAUUUGGCAUUGAAUCCUCAGGUGGCGGGAGUUACAGGAGAAUAUUUCACAGACUGCAACGUUGCUAAACCAUCAUCACUUGCCGAAGAUUCAGAACUGGCCAAGAAGGUUUGGGACUUCAGCACUAAGCUUAUCGAUUCGGAUUCAGGAGGAAGUCAUUCUUGAAAGUACACAGUUUCAGAUGAAUCUUUACUUUGAUAUGGUUUUUUAUGUGUGAUUUCUUUUUCAUUUUUAAACCAUCUUAGAACAAAUCAAUGCGAGCAUGGACCUAAAAUGAAAAAUAUCAUUAGCAUAAAUAUUAUUGGACAUCUUGACCCCCGAAAAAAAAAAGAAUACAAUAGGACAUAAACUUGAAAAUCUCAAUAUGGGUACAUUUGCCUGAAUCGGAUGGCUCUCAGAAGCUGGUACAAAUACUUGUAUUGGAUUUGAACCACUUCUACAUUUAUUGUUUCCAAGCAAGACUGGUUACAAACAAAUGAUGCUUGUAGAUACCCCAUAUAAGUGGUUGAAACUUAAAUCUUAGUGGCUUCACAUUGUAUUUUUAACCUCAAGUUAAUCACCAGUAGACCAUAAACCCUGGUUAUAAAGUGAUUAUGUUAUUAUCUUUUAACUAUUAUUACUAGAUGCAUCAUUACAAAACUCGUUUGAUCACACACACAUAAAACUUAAAAACAAGUGAUCAACUUUAAACAACACCAAACCUUCAUUAUCUCUAAUAAACAUCUCAAACUCGGUUGGUAUUUAAAUUUUAGAGAUUAUAUAUGGUUAAGAAAACUUUGGCAAGACAUCUCAUAUGAUACAUAUAGUUACAUAUAUAUUCCA
Messenger RNA from Raphanus sativus (radish), 1663 nucleotides. Its product is annotated as short-chain dehydrogenase TIC 32, chloroplastic-like. The transcript is spliced from 8 exons. The coding region runs from base 38 to 1006 and encodes 322 amino acids. Lineage: Eukaryota; Viridiplantae; Streptophyta; Magnoliopsida; Brassicales; Brassicaceae. The record is from RefSeq and is a predicted model, not a curated record.